CUACAGAUAAUCAAGUUUCUUGGAAUUAUAAUAGUGAUGGAUCAUUAGUUAAUGGAUCAGUAUCAGGUGAUGGAAGUGAUUUAUGGACAUGGCAAUUAUUACGUGAUGUUACAAAUUUUGGUGUUUGGAAAAUUUUUGGACAAGUAGAUCCAAUUGAUGGUACAGAUGCAUAUUCUGUUGUUGCUUUUAUAUUGACUAUAUUAUUUGUUGCUAUUUCUAAUGUACUUCUUCUUAAUGUACUUAUUGCUUUAUUUAAUGUUACAAUUCAAAAUGUUCAAAUGCAAUCUCAUCGAAUAUGGCGUUAUCAACGUUUUUUACUUGUUUAUGAAUAUAAUAAUAAACCUCCAUUACCACCACCAUUUAAUACUAUUUAUUAUCUAUAUAGAAUUAUUCGUUAUAUAAUUGAAAAAAUUCAAUAUUAUCGUCAAAAACAUCGACAUGUUGCCUGUGAAAUUUCUAUGGAUUCAAUUGGUUUAAGUGAACAAAAAAUUCGAGAAGAAUUUAAAAUUAGUGAUGCAAUGCAACGUGAAAGUGCCAUAGCUGAUGAUUAUUGGAGUUAUACAUUAAAACAUGGAAAGAAAGAUCAAGUUGAAGUUGCAAUACAAAAUAUUGAACGAAGACUUCAUGAUUUACAAGAACAAAUACAUGAUAUAAAUAGUCAAGGAUCAAAUUAUGGUCAAGAAUGGCCUGUAUCGAAUGUUUAA
Molecule: messenger RNA, 704 nt
Organism: Rotaria sordida
Lineage: Eukaryota; Metazoa; Rotifera; Eurotatoria; Philodinida; Philodinidae
Source: the annotation of a GenBank genome assembly